Molecule: messenger RNA, 318 nt
Organism: Vicia faba (fava bean)
Lineage: Eukaryota; Viridiplantae; Streptophyta; Magnoliopsida; Fabales; Fabaceae
Source: the annotation of a GenBank genome assembly
AUGUGGAGUUAUGUUAAUGGAACUUCGGUUAAACCUACCGAUAAAAAGAAUGAAGCAAAAUAUGCAAAAGAGUUAGAAACAUGGGAUGUUAGUAAUUCGAAGAUUCUUACUUGGAUCAAUAAUUCUGUUUCUCAAUCAAUAGGUGUGCAACUAUCAAAAUAUGAUACUGCUAAGGAGAGUGAUAUUAGAGCUCUCAAACAAAAUAAUAUGACCAUUCAAGAAUUCUAUUCAGCAAUGAGUAAUUUGUGGGAUAAGUUGGCUCUUAUGGAAUCGACUGAAUUGAAAGUUGUCAAAGCAUACACUGAUCAAAGAGAAUAA